UCUUGGCGCCACUUUCACCUUCCUGUGUACUUCCGGAACAAAUGAAGGCCGUUGAUAUACACGUCGGCUUUUAUGGGAUUAUUGUGAUUGCGGUUUGUGUGUGUAAAAUGUUGAACUUCUUAAGUAUUCAAUGCGGCUACUAUUAAUAUGUUGGAUACUUUUUUAGUGUACAACCCGUUCAAACUAAGGAAAUACAAAGUUAUGGCAUUGACUGUAGUUCUAAUGUCCGGCAUUUAAGCUCCCAAGUGGGAGUGGUUCGGAUCUUGGGAACACUGUUCUCAAUUGAUGAGAAGCUUUUAAACAUCUUUUAUUGAAGUCAAGUGAUUAGACUUUGGAAGUGUAGUGUUUGUGGAGCUAGGCGAAGUGAUUAGUGACAUUUAGUUCAAGUGGAUUUUCUCCAGUAAGGUUUCGGUGAUCAUGCUGUCCAACGUAUGGGUAUAUGUUAAAGCUUGAAGAGACGAGAAAACUGCUUGGAUGAAAAAUGGCAACUGUUAAAUUAAGUAUACAUGAUAAAAAGGAACUAGAUAAAUUUACAAAAUUUCUUGUUUUAAAAGCUGCGCAAAUAAUUAUUCAGUCGAGAUUAGGUGAGAAAGUGCACACCAAAUGCAAACCACACUCAACGGGGACAGAUUGGGUAAGCGGCAAUAAAGAACCCACUUUUAAUCUGGCAAUAAAGGAUCUUCCCGAAGUGCUUGCAGAAGCCAAAAAGGCGUUGAGCGGUGAAAUGGCGUCUACUCACACGUCGCUGUGUGUGGAAAUAUCACUACGGACUGUUGAGGGCGAUGCAAUGGUAUUAGAGACUUGGUGUUUAGCUGUGUUACCGGACCAGUGUGAUACAUCUGCGAGAGUUACAUAUACAGUAUACAACAGAAUGGGCAUUUUGUUAAAGUCACUUGUUUCCGUGACUCGAGUUACUCCAGCAUACAAGUUGUCAAGAAGACAGAGCCCGGACUCCUAUGUAAUUUGUUAUAGAAUAUAUGUGGGAGAGCCCCAACUUCACACUCUCGGUGAAGGCUACAACAAACUGAGAGUUGGACAGCUGUGCACACCUGUAGGCACAAUACAUCUUACGGUGGCAUACAGAACAAAAAUGACUAUCUCACCACAACACACAGGCAAAGAUAGCUCCAUAAUGUUGAAAAGUGAUCAUUUCCACUCUGACCUCAGUCCCAAGCAUGGACGAUACCAACAAAGUGAAGACAAUGCCUCAUCUCUGUCAGAAACCAUGAAGCUUGGAGCAUUUGCGGAUAGUAAAAGGCAUCCUUUGAAAGCAGUUGAACCAGAGCUCAUUAUUCCAAAUGUUCCAUUCAGUAGUUUGUUAACUCCAAAGCAACAAUCACCAUUACAAAGUCCAAUGCCACAACAGCAAAACAAAGAUCAGCAACAACCAUCAAGGGAAAGUGAAGCGGAAGACGAAGGGAAUGGUAAUCUUACACCUCACUGUCAUUCACCAACAGAAUCAAGGCGAUCGAGCUGUUCUGUAAACGAAGAUUUUAUUAUGGUGGACUUGAAAACCCCAUUUGCUGGGAGCAAUGCCAACAGUGACUUAGGAGCAUUCUAUCGUGAAUGUCAGAGUGCUCCCCAGCUCAAGACUUUCAUGGAACAGCCAACUCUUGCGGAACAAGUUAGUGACAUCUCAAAGACACUUGAAGCAUUCGAAUCAAGUAUGCGUGAAUAUGAUGAUAUGUUAAAUUCUCUUUGUAUAAAUGAUAACAACAACUAACCUAGCACAGACCAUGAAACUAUGUAUUUAGAUGUGUAAUAUACAGAUUACAUGAGAGACUGUGUGUGUGUGUGUGUGUGUGUGUGUGUGUGUGUGUGUGUGUGUGUACGUACAUCUCAUACAUGAAAAUGGCAUAUCAAGAGUUGUCAGGCUAGUUCUCUCUCUCCCU
This is a messenger RNA of Schistocerca serialis cubense, 1892 nucleotides long. Its product is annotated as autophagy-related protein 13 homolog. Bases 482 to 1723 code for a protein of 413 amino acids. The record is from RefSeq and is a predicted model, not a curated record. The transcript is spliced from 5 exons. Gene Ontology annotation, cellular component: extrinsic component of membrane; phagophore assembly site; Atg1/ULK1 kinase complex. Gene Ontology annotation, biological process: protein localization to phagophore assembly site; autophagosome assembly; piecemeal microautophagy of the nucleus. NCBI's taxonomy places the organism in Eukaryota, Metazoa, Arthropoda, Insecta, Orthoptera, Acrididae.